Rhinocladiella mackenziei CBS 650.93 is the source of this 549-nucleotide messenger RNA. RefSeq lists its product as uncharacterized. Gene Ontology annotation, biological process: protein folding. NCBI's taxonomy places the organism in Eukaryota, Fungi, Ascomycota, Eurotiomycetes, Chaetothyriales, Herpotrichiellaceae. Gene Ontology annotation, molecular function: GTPase activity; GTP binding. Gene Ontology annotation, cellular component: microtubule cytoskeleton; cytoplasm. Bases 1 to 549 code for a protein of 182 amino acids. The record is from RefSeq and is a predicted model, not a curated record. The transcript has 4 exons.
AUGCUUUCCAUACUUCGCAAGGCUCGGCUGAAAGAUAAGGAGAUGCGGAUACUGAUGUUAGGGCUUGACAACGCCGGGAAAACGACCAUUGUCAAGAAGAUUAUGAACGAGGAUGUCAACACUGUUAGCCCGACAUUGGGAUUCAUUAUCAAGACCAUUGAUUUCCAAGGGUAUUACAAGCUCAAUAUCUGGGAUGUCGGGGGUCAGAAGACAAUCAGAUCGUACUGGAGAAAUUAUUUCGAGAAGACCGACGCUCUCAUUUGGGUGGUGGACGCGACGGAUCGACUACGAAUCGAUGACUGCAAGGCUGAACUGAAAGGUCUGCUGUUGGAAGAGCGUCUCGCCGGCGCAAGCCUGCUGGUGUUUCUGAACAAGAUCGACGUGGCCGAUGGAAUGAGUGAAACUGAAGUAACGCAAGCGCUGGAGCUCAACAAGAUAUUAACCCAUCGUUGGGUAGUGAUUCCCUGCUCUGCCAUGACUGGUGAAAAUCUAGAGAGAGGGUUGGACUGGGUGGUGCAAGACGCAAGAGAUCGACUGUUUCUGUAUUGA